UUCCUCUCCUCAGCAGAGGGAAGCAGUUCACUUUAAACUGAAAGUGGAGGUAGUGGCAGCGUGCUGUACACCGCUCAGUGAGUGCGAGAUCUUGGGGAAGGACUUCACCUGAGAAAUGGUCAAGUGGUUCCUCUUCCAACUGGUGUUUGCCUUGGUGCUGGGAACAGGACAAGCUGAUUCUACCUGCAAUCCUACAAAUGCGGGAUCAACUUGCCAGGAAUGCAUCAACUUAGGACCAGGUUGUGCCUGGUGUAAGGCACUGAAUUUCACCAAGGCUGGAGAACCAAAUUCUGCACGUUGUGAUUCUGUGAAGUCCCUUGAGAACAGAGGUUGCAAAAGAGCAGAGAUUAUCAACCCACAAAAUGACAUAGAAUUGCAAUUGAACAAGGAACUUGUAAAUUCUGGAACUAAUGUGAUACAGAUAAAACCACAGAAAGUUAAACUCUUUCUUCGACGAGACAGUCCACAGAAAAUCGAAGUGAAGUUUAAGCGUGCUGAAGGUUACCCUGUAGACUUAUACUACCUCAUGGACCUGUCCUACUCCAUGAAAGAUGAUCUGGAGAAUGUGAAGAACCUGGGAGGAAAACUUCUGCAAGCACUGAAGAGCAUCACAAAGUCUAGCAAAAUUGGAUUUGGUUCAUUUGUGGACAAGACAGUCCUACCAUUUGUUAACACGCAUCCAGAGAAGAUGAAAAAUCCAUGUCCUUCUAAAACUGAGGCGUGUCAGCGACCCUUUAAUUUUAGGCAUGUCCUGAAGUUAACAGAUAAUUCGAAUGUAUUCACUUCUGAAGUUGGGAAGCAGUCUAUUUCUGGAAACCUGGAUCCUCCCGAGGCUGGAUUGGAUGCCAUGAUGCAGGCAGCAGUGUGUGUGGACGAGAUAGGAUGGCGCAAUGUUACACGCCUUCUUGUAUAUACUUCAGAUGAUGGAUUUCAUUUUGCUGGAGAUGGGAAACUUGGAGCAAUUCUGACCCCUAAUGAUGGCAAAUGUCAUCUUGAUAGUCAGGGCUUUUAUGCAGAUAACACUAAAUACGACUAUCCCUCUGUUGCUGAGUUAUCUUUGAAGUUGGCUGAAAAUAACAUUCAACCAAUUUUUGCAGUCACGAGAAAAAUAAUGCCGGUGUACCAGGAGCUGAGCAAAAUGAUUCCAAAGUCUGCAGUAGGUGAACUGAGGGAGGAUUCCAGUAAUGUGGUUCAGCUGAUCACAGCUGCCUAUAAUAAUCUGUCUUCGACAGUGAUAUUAGCACACAAAACCCUACCAGAUGGAGUCCACAUCUCCUAUGUAUCACAUUGUAGUGAUGGAGAUACUAAGAGUGAAAAAGAGGGAACUUGUUCAAAUGUGAAGAUUAAUGAGGAGAUAAGUUUCACAAUUACAGUUACUGCAAAAAAAUGCCUGACUGGAAAACAGUCCUUUGAGAUUCGACCUUUGGGCUUCACUGAGAAGUUGGAAGUUUCACUGCAAAUGCGGUGUGACUGUAAAUGUGAUGACAAGCCUGACUUGUCUGAUCAUUGCAGCAACAAGGGUCGAGUCAAGUGUGGUGUAUGCAGCUGCACAGAAGAUCGAAUUGGCAAGUUUUGUGAGUGUGACCCUGGUAAGCGUUCCACUCAAGAACUGGACGCAGCUUGCCGUAAGGACAACUCCUCAGCAACCUGCAGUAACCAGGGAGACUGUGUAUGUGGUACUUGCAUUUGCCAUACUAACCCCAAUAAGAAAAUAUAUGGCCAGUACUGUCAGUGUGAUGACCAGAACUGUGAGCGAAACCUGGGUAAAUUGUGUGCUGGUCAUGGUCAAUGUGAUUGUGGGAAAUGCCUCUGUGAUAAAGGCUUUGGCGGAACUGCCUGCGAGUGUGCAGAUGCUGAUGAUCAAUGCAAGCAGAGCAGAAACAGUAGUACCUGCAGUGGAAGAGGACAAUGCAUAUGUAAUGAGUGUAAAUGUUCUGCAGGUUAUCAGCCCCCAUAUUGCAAAGAAUGCCCUGGCUGCCCAUCUCCAUGUCCGACCUAUGUACAUUGCAUUGAGUGUCUUGGAUUUUCGAGUGGUCCAUUCAAGGAAAAUUGCUCUCUAGCAUGUAAAAACAUAAAACAUAAUUUAAAGGAAGAACUGGAUGACAAGAAUGCAUGUAAAGAGAAAGACUCCAAGAACUGCUGGAUGAAUUUUGUGAUGAUAGAGUUAGAUGGGGUUUCACAGUAUCACGUGCUUAUCAAGAAGAAAACAGAAUGUCCUGAGCCUCCAAAUGUUAUUGCUAUUGUUGCUGGUGUAGUGGCUGGUGUGCUUUUGAUUGGACUGGCAAUUCUCUUGACCUGGAAGCUGGUGACUGAACUCUAUGACAGAAGAGAAUAUAAAAAGUUUGAAAAGGAGCGAGCAAAAUCAAAGUGGAAUGACGCUGACAAUCCAUUGUUUAAGAAGGCAACCACCACUGUUUUUAAUCCCAACUUCAAUGAAGACUGACGAUUUGAAUGGAGCAAGAAAUGAUUUCAUGGGUUUCGCAUCAACAAAGUCCGUGUUUUAAGAGAACUAAUUUUCCUGCUUAUUUUAUGUAUUCUUUGCAAACUGUGAAGGUCAUUUGAUUAUAAUUCAUAACUCAGCAGAAGAAGCAAUGGAAGGGGUUUCAACCCUCAAACUUUUCCUGGAUUCUCCACUCUAAUUUUUCUCUCUCAAUUCCUGGCCUCCCUUAACUUCCUUUGGCAUUUCUUCAGGGUUGCAGUAUGAUGCUGAUGGCCCACAUGCCUGACAGUUGGCCAGUCUCUCAAUCUUGCCAGCUGUGGCCAAGAUAUAGAGAGGAAAAGUAAUUGUCAUUAAUUUCAGCAGAACCUUCAGAAAAUGUGUUCUUUCUUUGAUUGCUGAUUUCAAACCAAGAACACUCCUGCAUUUUCCCUGCCACCAAAUUAAUAGCCAAUCCAAUAAAUCUGAACAGUCAAUGAAAACUGUUCUUCUGAUGGAGCACUGUAUGAUGGUUGGUUCAUUAUUGCCAUUUUCAGCCUGUAGUAACAGGUUGAAGGGAGGAGGCUUAAUAUAAAAAAUUAGAGCAAAGUUCAAACAAUUAAAAUUACUAUUCAAUUUGAAACCCAGGCUAGCACUCAAUUUUUGAUUGAUAACUAUUAAUGUUUGUGUCAAUACCAUACAUGUAAGUAUUGAUUACCAGACAUUAAUUGUAAAUUGACAGAAUUUGUAUCAGUUGCUAAUGCCAAUGUGUAAGUACUCAGUUUCAAAGCAUCAAUAUCUGUCUCAAAUGCCAAUGCCAGCUUUCCAUUCCCCGUUUAGCUGUUUGUGACGGAUUCAAAUGUCUGAGUAAUUGCUUGAGAGCUUAUUUUUAACAUUGCCAUUGCAAUGUUGGAAACUGGAAAUUUUAUGAAAGUUUUAUUAUUUUCUCAUAGCUUGAUGGAUAUUUUAUGAUAAAUUAUAAAUCAGUCAAAUUAAGAUGGUUGAAAAAUAACAGUCCUGAUAUACAUCAUUAAGUAGAUUCAUGAAAAAUAAGGGCUUCAAAGGUUUCUGUCUCUUCUCUGGUAGUUCCAUCUAUGUCCUUUUCAUUAUCAAAAUAUCUCCCUGGUGAGUGAAUUAACAACUCACCUUGGUUUUGUUACUAUUAGCAGUGACAAUUAGAAUGACUAUUAUUUGUGUUCAAAUCAUAAAGUAUUCAGUCUGAUUUUUUUUGAAGAGUUUCAUCAACCACAGAAAUACAACCUUCUCAGUUCAUGUAUAUCGUCAAGUGCACCUUUACACAGGCGACAGCAAUUUUAUUUCUUUUUUUUACUUUUCUUUUAAGAUUAACAUUUGCAUGCAAACAGUUGCAGAUUAAGUGCAGGAAGUGAUCAGUUAUCAGUGCCAUAAAACUGCUUCCAUUGGUGCGAUUCAGAAUAUGGUAUAAAACUUGCACUCAGAAAUGCAACUUGCAAUCCAAUGCAUAAGUAUCUAAGAGACAACGCAACUCCUGGUUUCAAAACAACUGCUGUUCAACUUUCAGGAGUUCAGGAGCAAUUUAUUGGUUGCAAAUGUUUGAAGAGAUUCUCAGCUAAGUAGAUCCACUCAAGGUAAUCUGGAUCAAAGUUUUAAACUAUGAAAUUGAGAUAAUAUAUGAGGCAAGUCCUCAGAAUUGUAUGAGUUGAUGAUGAAAUGUAAUCAGUGCAGAAAUUGGUGACAUGAUGAGUAGAUGUAGUAAUUUAGUCUAUCCAUUGGGAAGUUUACAAUUGCACUUUUGUACAGAAGCAUGUGUGAGAGUAUUGGAUUAUAUAAAAUUUCUCCUGAUGACUGUUGUACAGAAUUCAUAGCAGAGAUAGCCCUGUUUAAACAUGUUGACUGAGGCAUGCUUCAUCUGCUCCCUUCCUUGAUGCAUAAACUGCUAGAAGAGGUUCAGAACAGAAAAGAAAAUCCCCAUUCAAUCAUCACUGACUAUACCCAUUGACUUCAUACUGGCACAGGCUUAAUCACACUUUUGACAGUAUGGUGUAUUAUUCAAUUCCAGUAUAUAUCUGACUCCCCUGAUGGAAAAAUAUCCUGCUUCAGCCUCCAUAUCAUGGUUUUAGUUUGUUUGAAGAACAAUCAAGUACCUCUCCUCCCCUAUUAUACCAUAUUGUCCUUAUCACUCUUCACAUUUCAUAAAUUAAAGUUUAUCUAAAAUGUUGCUGCUGUUUUCUUUUCCCAAACAAAAUUAUGCAGCUCUUUUCCUCUAAUCCAAUCAACUCUCCCAAAGCACAAGGUUACCCAUUUGGGACAGAGAUAAGGAUAAAUGUUUUCUGACAUUGCAGAGUUUGUUACAGCAGAGGACUGUUGAGACUGGGUCAUUAAGUACAUUCAAAGCUAAAGUACUUUAAUUUCUAAUCACUGAGGGAAUCUAGGGAUCAAAGCAGGAAAGUGGAAUUGAGGUUGAUUAGAUCAACUGUAAACUCUUGAACGUUUGAGUUGACUUGAUGGAUCUUAUGUCUUAUGGUCUUGGGGAUUCCAGUACCACAAAACCUGAAAUAUAAAAUGAUUGUCCUCUGAUUCAUACCAUUUCUCCCAUCUCUUCAACUUCUGAUUGGAGUAGUCCAAACUCACCAUUCUUCUCAAUUCCAACUUCAGGUAAGUUCCCCACUUCAUUCUCCACAUCUUUGGUGGCUAUGACUUCAACCAGCUAGAUUAAACUCUUGAAGUACUUUUGCUGCUGCCUCCUUUCCAAGAUCCUUAUUUGGCAAUAUUUCCUAACCCUUUGGACUUUCAUUUCUUUUUCCCCUCAUGGUUUUGAAGUUAAAGGUACACAAAUAUAACUGCAAGUUGUAAUGCUCCUGCGUGACGAGCAAAUGUUUUGUUGUAGUUCCUCAAGUUUUCUUCUAGCCAUUUAUGAAAAUGGUGGCAGCUAUUCUUUGAAUUGCUGAAAUGGUAAACUGCUUUGCAUUUGGCAGAGGCAAGUACUGAAAGUGAAUUUUUGGAAGUGAAUUAUAAUAAAAGUCUCUGCCAAAUUUAACACUUGAGAAAAAAAAACUAUUUGCUGACCACAUUGAGUGCAAACAGUUGUAGUUGUGACCAUGAAAUGACUGCUCUCGAUCAUGGAAAUCUCAAGAAAUAAGGUAAACUAAAUCUUCCCUAAAAGGGAUUGGAAAAAAUAGAAACAUUACUUUUCCACCACUUCUGUUGAAGGUAAUUCUCAAGAUAUUUAAGAACAGAUUCCAUUGUAAUUGACAAAUUUAACAUUUCAGCAUCUGCACUGAAAAUUGGAUAAACUCUAACUGUGACUGAAAUUGAAUACUUUAUCUAAAAUGUGAUGAAUAGAAGUUUUCAGUAUGCUGUUGGGCAAGUAAACAUUGCACCUUUUGCUCAGCAUAUUAAGCUUUAUUCCCUGCACAAAUUGUGGACUCAUACCCUGCUUGUUUGUGAGUGGACUGUGAUGCAGUCAACUAAACGAGAGACUCGUUAAGACAAUGUGAUAUUUACCAGUGUGAAUGAGAUACUAUUGCGAAGGACUGAGAAAUAAUAACUACAGUAGAGAGGUUUGGAGAUUUACAGUCACAGAGAAUCUAGUCAAAAAACAGUAUUAAAAAUGGCAAGACCUUUGAGAACUUAAUUUUGUUAUUGAAUGAAUCAUUGCCAGCUUUAAAAUUUCUGUUUAAUGUAUCAUAGUGAUAAAAAUAUUUUGUCUUUAUAAAAUGAACUAAUUUUUUGAAGGAAAACAAAAGAUGUUAAUAGUC
Molecule: messenger RNA, 6153 nt
Organism: Hemiscyllium ocellatum (epaulette shark)
Lineage: Eukaryota; Metazoa; Chordata; Chondrichthyes; Orectolobiformes; Hemiscylliidae
Gene: itgb2
Product: integrin, beta 2
Exons: 16
Coding region: 116-2443 (775 amino acids)
Biological process (GO): cell migration; cell-matrix adhesion; integrin-mediated signaling pathway
Cellular component (GO): cell surface; integrin complex; focal adhesion
Molecular function (GO): integrin binding; amyloid-beta binding
Source: RefSeq, a predicted model, not a curated record